Messenger RNA from Urocitellus parryii (Arctic ground squirrel), 2310 nucleotides. RefSeq names its product lysine acetyltransferase 5 (gene Kat5). The record is from RefSeq and is a predicted model, not a curated record. Gene Ontology annotation, biological process: double-strand break repair via homologous recombination; regulation of DNA-templated transcription. Gene Ontology annotation, cellular component: NuA4 histone acetyltransferase complex. NCBI's taxonomy places the organism in Eukaryota, Metazoa, Chordata, Mammalia, Rodentia, Sciuridae. Gene Ontology annotation, molecular function: histone H4K16 acetyltransferase activity.
GCACCCGGUGGGCGUCACGUGACGGACUCAGUUUUCCUCCAAUGGCUGUGCAAGUUGUGGAGAAUCUACUUAGGACCCGGCCCGGGCCGUAGAUCUCCUCGUUCCUCUGCCAACCAAGCGGGCCGGCUCCCCGCUCCCAGCUGGGCAGCGGAGCCUCGCCAGGGACUUCUCUUAACUAAGCUUCGGAGGGCCCAGGCCUGCGCCGCGGUCAGUCCCGGAAGUGACCUCUCCCAGAGGGGCCGGAAGUGGCAGUGGAGGGAGGGAAGAUGGCGGAGGUGGUGAGUCCGGUGCCCGGGGCGGGGCGGAGGGAGCCAGGGGAGGUGGGUAGAGCCCGAGGCCCCCCAGUAGCCGACCCUGGCGCCGCGCUGUCUCCCCAGGGGGAGAUAAUCGAGGGCUGCCGCCUACCCGUGCUGCGGCGGAACCAGGACAACGAAGAUGAGUGGCCCCUGGCCGAGAUCCUAAGCGUGAAGGACAUCAGUGGCCGGAAGCUUUUCUACGUCCAUUAUAUUGACUUCAACAAACGUCUGGAUGAAUGGGUGACCCACGAGCGUCUGGACCUAAAGAAGAUCCAGUUCCCCAAGAAAGAGGCCAAGACCCCCACCAAGAACGGACUUCCUGGGUCCCGCCCCGGCUCUCCGGAAAGAGAGGUGCCGGCCUCCGCCCAGGCCAGCGGGAAGACCUUGCCAAUCCCGGUCCAGAUCACACUCCGCUUCAACCUGCCUAAGGAGCGGGAGGCCAUUCCCGGUGGCGAGCCCGACCAGCCGCUCUCCUCCAGCUCCUGCCUGCAACCCAACCACCGCUCAACGAAACGGAAGGUGGAGGUGGUUUCCCCAGCAACUCCAGUGCCCAGCGAGACAGCCCCAGCUUCAGUUUUUCCCCAGAAUGGAUCCGCCCGUAGGGCAGUGGCAGCUCAGCCCGGACGGAAGCGAAAAUCGAAUUGCUUGGGCACUGAUGAGGACUCCCAGGACAGCUCAGAUGGAAUACCAUCGGCACCUCGCAUGACUGGCAGCCUGGUGUCUGAUCGAAGCCACGACGACAUUGUCACCCGGAUGAAGAACAUUGAGUGCAUCGAACUGGGCCGGCACCGCCUGAAGCCGUGGUACUUCUCCCCGUACCCACAGGAACUUACCACUCUACCUGUCCUCUACCUGUGCGAGUUCUGCCUCAAGUAUGGACGUAGCCUCAAGUGUCUGCAGCGUCACUUGACCAAGUGUGACCUGCGACACCCUCCAGGCAAUGAGAUUUACCGCAAGGGUACCAUCUCUUUUUUCGAGAUUGAUGGACGGAAGAAUAAGAGUUACUCCCAGAAUCUGUGUCUUUUGGCCAAGUGUUUCCUCGAUCAUAAGACAUUGUACUAUGACACGGACCCCUUCCUCUUCUAUGUCAUGACGGAAUAUGACUGCAAGGGCUUCCACAUUGUGGGCUACUUCUCCAAGGAAAAGGAGUCCACAGAAGACUACAAUGUGGCUUGCAUCCUGACCCUGCCUCCCUACCAGCGCCGGGGCUACGGCAAGCUGCUGAUUGAGUUCAGCUAUGAACUCUCUAAAGUGGAAGGGAAGACAGGAACCCCAGAGAAGCCCCUCUCAGAUCUUGGCCUCCUGUCCUAUCGAAGUUACUGGUCCCAGACUAUAUUGGAGAUCCUGAUGGGGCUGAAGUCAGAAAGUGGGGAGAGGCCACAGAUCACCAUCAAUGAGAUCAGUGAAAUCACCAGCAUCAAGAAAGAGGAUGUUAUCUCUACCCUACAGUAUCUCAACCUCAUCAACUACUACAAGGGCCAGUACAUCCUCACUCUGUCAGAAGACAUCGUGGAUGGGCAUGAACGCGCUAUGCUCAAGCGACUCCUUCGAAUUGAUUCCAAGUGUCUGCACUUCACUCCAAAGGACUGGAGCAAGAGAGGAAAGUGGUGACCAGGCACUACCCAUACCAGUGCCAACAGAACUGGUAGAACUGGGGCUGAAAGCCCAUUCUACCCCCACUGGGGAUCUGAAGAGGCAUGCUAAGGGAGACAAGACUGAGGACAGCUCCAAGAGGGGAUAGGCCUGGGAGGGGUCAGCUGAUGGACAGCACCAAUGUGAGCUCAAGGCUCAGAACAACUCCAGGGUCAGCUGGCUACAGGCCCAGGCCUGCUCUGAACCAGGGACCAGAGCCAGGCAGUUGUGUACAGUGAGAUGGGGGUGGGGGCACUGUACAGAGGGCUGGUGAUUGUAAAAAUUCCUUUUGUAAAGUAGGAGCUGGGGGUGUGGUGGGUACUGGCUGCAAAAAAUUCUGACCUUUCUUGCCCCCAGCAAUAAAUUGUUUCUAUAGGCCAGA